UGUGCAUUUUAGUCAAAUAUUGUUGAAGCUUUGUUGAGAAAAUUCUGAGUUUUAUUUUGAUCCUUGAUUGUGUUACAUGGCUGUCAAUGACACUAUAAAUGUGGGCUCAUCUGUCAGGACUUUUAACUUUCAAGUCAUUUUAGUUCAAGUUUUAGUCUGUGUUUUUCUCUGCAUUAACCUGUUUUUGAUCCUAACAUUUUUCAUGAAGGAGUACUUCCACACGGUCAUGCGCUACAUCUUGUUUGUGGUCACCCUGUUUUCCGACUCCCUGUUCCUGAUCAUGACUGACACGCUGCUGGUUUUGAGCUUUUUAAACUCCACUGUGCAAAUGUGGCUGUGCCUCAUUGUUUACACAGUUCUGUCCGUGUACACGUUUGUCACGCCUCUCACUCUCACGGUCAUGGUGCUGGAGCGCUACGUGGCCAUCUGCGUACCCCUGCGGCACGCAGAGCUGUGCAACACACAGGCCACCCUGCACCUCAUCCUCAUCAUUCACAGCCUCAGCUCUGUUCCCUGCAUUGUCACUAUCUCUAUUUUCUUUGCUUCAGCCCCCCGGGCCUUCUACACCGCAGGCAGGGUGUGCUCCGUGGAGAUGUUCAUCCUGCACACAUGGCAGGGUCAUCUGAGAUCAGCUCUGAGUCAGUUUUACUUCUUGGUUAUGUGUGCUGUGAUUGUUUUCUGCUACAUUCAAAUCAUGAAAGUGGCCAGAGCUGCGUCGGGGGAGGAUAAGAAGUUGACGUGGAAGGGGCUCAGGACUGUGAUUCUUCACGCUGUCCAGCUGCUCCUCUGCCUCCUCCAGCUGCUCUGCCCAUUCAUCGAAGCUGCUGUGCUGCAGGUUGAUGCCGUGUUGUUUGUUAAAGUCAGGUACUUUAAUUAUGUCACUUUUAUUCUCGCCCCUAGAUGUCUGAGCCCUCUCAUCUACGGUCUGAGAGAUGAUUUAUUUUUUCAGGCCAUCAGGUACUACGCACUCUGUGGUUUGUACAAAAAAUCCCCAUCAGGUUAA
Austrofundulus limnaeus is the source of this 1003-nucleotide messenger RNA. Its product is annotated as olfactory receptor 7G1-like. Lineage: Eukaryota; Metazoa; Chordata; Actinopteri; Cyprinodontiformes; Rivulidae. Gene Ontology annotation, molecular function: olfactory receptor activity; odorant binding; G protein-coupled receptor activity. The transcript has a single exon. Bases 77 to 1003 code for a protein of 308 amino acids. The record is from RefSeq and is a predicted model, not a curated record. Gene Ontology annotation, biological process: detection of chemical stimulus involved in sensory perception of smell; G protein-coupled receptor signaling pathway. Gene Ontology annotation, cellular component: membrane.